This is a messenger RNA of Pelobates fuscus (common spadefoot toad), 636 nucleotides long. RefSeq names its product lysozyme C-1-like. The record is from RefSeq and is a predicted model, not a curated record. Gene Ontology annotation, molecular function: lysozyme activity. Lineage: Eukaryota; Metazoa; Chordata; Amphibia; Anura; Pelobatidae. The coding region runs from base 128 to 565 and encodes 145 amino acids. The transcript is spliced from 5 exons.
GCUUAUUCGGAUUCUUCCACAGGUAUAAAACAAGAGGAACUUCUCUUCUUCUUUCAGCCUCAACAAGUUGGAAAAGAUUUUUGUAAAUCAUUUGGAUUCUGAACAUUGUUCUUUCAAGAACUGAAUCAUGAAGCUGACUGUGUUCGUGGGUCUCCUUAUUUGCCUUAUUGGAUUGGCACAAGGAAAAGUAUACAAAAAAUGUGAACUAUUGAAAAAGAUGAAAAAUUCCGGGUUGAUUGGUUACUAUGGACACAGUGCUGGUGAUUGGCUAUGCCUUGCCAAGUAUGAAAGUGGCUACAAUACUAAAGCAAUAAACAACAAUGGCCCAAGUCGUGAUUAUGGAAUCUUUCAGAUCAACAGCAAAUGGUGGUGUAACGAUGGCAAGACGUCAGGGAGCAAAAACGCAUGUCGUAUAAGUUGUAAAAAAUUUUUGGAUGAUGACAUCUCUGAUGACAUUGAAUGUGCUAAGAGAGUUGUGAGAGAUCCCAAUGGCAUAUCAGCUUGGGUUGCUUGGAGAAAUCACUGCAAGGGAAAAGAUUUGAGUCAAUUUACUGCUGGAUGCUAAAGUCAAGACUGUCAAGAAGUUCAAAAGAGCAUAUAAUCUGCUUAUAAUUUACUCAUGCUUAUUAUCAUUCA